Lycium barbarum (goji berry) is the source of this 1194-nucleotide messenger RNA. RefSeq lists its product as uncharacterized. NCBI's taxonomy places the organism in Eukaryota, Viridiplantae, Streptophyta, Magnoliopsida, Solanales, Solanaceae. The transcript has 2 exons. The record is from RefSeq and is a predicted model, not a curated record. The coding region runs from base 1 to 1194 and encodes 397 amino acids.
AUGCCAAAAAUAUUAACUCUGGCCGAAUUGGAUGCAAUUCGAGCAUCAAAUCAAGAAGGAAAAUCCAGGUUCAAGGAAGGUACUCAUGUGUGUGUUGAAUGUUCAAAAUCACACGGUGGCGGUACAUUUUUAAGGGCAAAUAUGUGCGAAUUGGAUGUUAACAAAGCUUCCGGUUUUCCACUUAAGGUUAUUGUUCGCGUAAAGCGCCGCUCCUCAGAAAGAACUUGUUCUUCCUACGCCAUAGAUCACAAAGCUAUAUACACCUUUUGGAUUUCUUAUAAUAGUAUUAUAUCAGACAAUGGUUUCGACAUUAUAUCAAAAAUUAUCUUUUUGAUGAACGUUCCUUUCUCUUUAGAUCACAAAAUAAAGUGGAGAAAUGUUGAGCCCAAUGUCACGUUGAAAAAUAAAGACGCGUUGAUUUAUAAAGUAGCAGAGUUCGCUAGGAGCAUGAAGGAUUCUAAUGAAGACGGGUUCAUGAUUUUGGAUAUUACAGAAGAAACUUAUCUAUCUCAAAAGGAAUUUUGGAAGAUGUAUGAUAAUAUUAAGAGACAUGAAGAGUAUAAUUUUGAGUCAUGGGAAAGGGCUCAAAGAGAGCUGGAGUCUAGGAUUGCGAAGUUUGAAGCUCUACAGAAAGAAGUAGGAAUCAAGAAGAUGAGAUUUGAAGCAAGCGCAUUUGAAGAUCACAAGCUUAAGUGGAAAGAUGGCGAGACUAAUGCCCCAUUGGAAAAUAAGGACACGUUGAUUUCUAAAGUAGCCGAGUUCGCUAGGAGCAUGAAGGAUCCUGCAUCUUUGAUUUCUAACGAAGACCGGUACAUGAUUUUGGAUAUUGAAAGAAUUACUCGUCUACCUGAAACAGAAUUUAUGGAGAUUUACAACAAUAUGGACAAAAAGUAUAAUUAUGAAUCAUGGGAAAAGAGUCAAAAAGAGCUGGAAUCAAGGAUUAAGAAAUACGAAGUUUUACAAAAAGAAGUAGGGAUCAAGAAGAUGAGAUUUGAAGGAAGCGCAUUUGAGAAUUCUAAUUCAUCAGACUUGUGUUCGAUUUGUUGGGAAGAAUUUUGGACAGGUUCGAUGGUUUGUUGCAUUAAUCAUUGUUCCCACGUAUACCAUGAAGUCUGCAUUUUGGGAUGGCUUUUAACAAAUUUAUUUUGUCCCUAUUGCCGAUCGGAACUGGGAGAGAAGUCUAGCGCGCCUUAA